Messenger RNA from Sorghum bicolor (sorghum), 630 nucleotides. RefSeq lists its product as uncharacterized. The record is from RefSeq and is a predicted model, not a curated record. The transcript is spliced from 2 exons. NCBI's taxonomy places the organism in Eukaryota, Viridiplantae, Streptophyta, Magnoliopsida, Poales, Poaceae. Bases 1 to 630 code for a protein of 209 amino acids.
AUGGCCGAGUGUCAGUCAACAUCAACACCUGCUGACUCUCGUGCCAAGCUCUCUGCCGCGGAGGGUGCUCCCUUCACCGACCCUAUUGCGUACCGGAGUCUUACGGGCUCUCUUCAAUACUUGACGCUCACCCGCCCCGACCUGGCAUAUGCUGUGCAGCAAGCGUGCCUGUUCAUGCAUGACCCGCGUGAGCCUCACCUCGCGCUGAUCAAGCACAUCCUUCGGUACGUGAAGGGCACGUUGUCGGCUAGUCUUCAUAUUGGCACUAUACCUGUUGACUGGGCAGGGUGCCCAGACUCCUGCCGCUCCACAUCAGGCUUCUGUGUCUUCCUCGGCGAUAGUCUGGAACUUCAUGUUCCUUUGCAGGUCGCCACAAUCAUUUACUGUGACAACAUCAGCGUUGUCUACAUGACAGCCAACCCGGUCCACCACCACCGUACCAAGCACAUCGAGAUUGACAUCCACUUCGUCCGUGAGAAGGUGGCUCUCGGCGAGGUUCGAGUUCUCCACGUGCCAUCCAAGUAUCAGUUCGCUGAUGUGAUGGCAAAAGGCCUGCUAGUUCAGCUAUUUGAGGAUUUACAGUCCAGUCUCUGCCUUCGGAUUCCGGAUGCUUCGACUGCGGGAGGCUGA